Molecule: messenger RNA, 2163 nt
Organism: Centropristis striata (black sea bass)
Lineage: Eukaryota; Metazoa; Chordata; Actinopteri; Perciformes; Serranidae
Gene: slc35b3
Product: solute carrier family 35 member B3
Exons: 10
Coding region: 237-1361 (374 amino acids)
Biological process (GO): transmembrane transport
Cellular component (GO): Golgi membrane; endoplasmic reticulum membrane
Molecular function (GO): 3'-phosphoadenosine 5'-phosphosulfate transmembrane transporter activity
Source: RefSeq, a predicted model, not a curated record
CUUCUGCUACUGCAGCAAGUGCAGGUGUUUAGCUUUUAGCAGGCUAACACACUUCUAAACGUGUUUUAGUUGUUUGUCGUUGGGAAGGGGAAAGAUGAAAACGCUGGGAAUGUGCGGAGGAAGAAGCCGACACGUCCAGGGGAAUGAUUUUCACCGGCAUCUCCUCUGAAGAAAAGGAUAAGCUAACGUGAAGAAACCCGGAAGUGUUGCUGAAGCUCCUAGAAGCCACGGACACAAUGAGUGCUAAAUAUGGCCUGGUGAGCUACAACAGCUCACGGAAGCACAUUUCAAUCUCCAUGCCGUCGUCCACGGAGGUGAUGUCGCCACACAUAAAGUCUGUGGAGGAGCUGAGGGUCCUGGGAAUCAACCUGAGCAGCUUCAGUCCCGCCACGCAGUUCUUGAUCUGUGUGGCUGGAGUCUUUGUCUUUUACCUCAUUUAUGGAUACCUGCAGGAGUUGAUAUUUUCUGUGGAAGGAUUCAAGCCUUUUGGUUGGUACCUCACUCUGGUCCAGUUUGGCUUCUACUCCAUGUUUGGUCUUGUGGAGCUUCAGCUCACACAGGACAAACGCAGAAGGAUACCAGGGAAGACUUAUAUGAUGAUAGCAUUUCUAACAGUGGGCACUAUGGGCCUGUCCAAUACCUCUCUGGGCUACUUGAACUACCCAACACAGGUUAUCUUCAAGUGCUGUAAACUCAUCCCAGUCAUGAUCGGAGGAGUGUUUAUACAAGGUAAACGCUAUAAUCUGGCUGAUGUGUCUGCUGCUGUCUGCAUGAGUCUGGGACUCAUCUGGUUUACGCUAGCAGACAGCAAAGUGGCUCCCAACUUCAACGUCACAGGUGUUCUCCUCAUCUCCUUGGCGCUGUGCGCAGACGCUGCCAUCGGAAACGUGCAGGAGAAAGCCAUGAAACUCCAUAAUGGCUCCAACUCUGAAAUGGUGCUGUACUCGUACUCCAUCGGUUUUAUCUACAUACUGACCGGCCUGCUCUGUGUGGGAGGGCUGGGACCAGCAGUGGCAUUCUGCUCAGAGCAUCCUUUGAAGACAUACGGUUAUGCCUUCUUGUUCUCUCUUACGGGUUAUUUUGGCAUCUCCUUCGUGCUGGCCUUGAUCAAACUCUUUGGUGCCCUGGUUGCUGUAACAGUGACCACCGGGAGAAAGGCCAUCUCUAUUGUACUUUCCUUCAUGUUCUUCGCAAAACCUUUCACUUUUCAGUACAUCUGGGGCGGCCUUCUCGUGCUCUUCGGCAUCUUCUUGAAUGUUUACAGUAAAAACAAAGACAAAAUGAAGCUUCCCUCCAUCAAAGACCUCAGGAGCUGGCUGCUGACAGGAAAGAAAGUCCGAUUCCUCUCACAAAACGUAUAGGAGGCACCCACGGGCGUAGUGGAAGUCCUGCACUGGCAGACUGUUUGUUUUUUCAGAUGUAGAGUCGGCCAACCUGUCUCUGGCUGCUGAAGCACGUGCCCGAGCUAUGAGCCUCAUCACCACCUACACUGAGCCAAGGAUAGGUGACACACCAUUAAACUAGGAUGGGUGAUGAGGCACUGUAUCCCGUCUCUAUCUACCAGUAAAGCACUGGUGUAGAACUGCCUGAAAUCAUUCAAACUCUCUGCAACAAACAGAAGGAAGUAUAACUGUUUUUUACCAGGGGAUCAAUGCUAGUGGGCUCCGUCAAAGCGAUGAUUUAGAGCCUCACAGAAACAUUCCCAACAUGGAGGACAACACUGAAGACUUUUCUAAAGGGAAGCCAGCGCCUUAGCUAACCAAAUCGCACAGUUUUGCACUGGAAAUGACUUGUACACUUAAACCCUUGAGAGGUGGAAAAAACUGAAGGAGAGAGUGCAGAUCGACAUGUCUGAAAUGAAUGUUUACCACCCUAAAAGAAAAGAAAACAUAUUAAUAUAAAGGCAGAUUUGCCUCCGCAUGUGCCAGUAAGACAGACGUAAACUUUGUUUUACAUAAUCAUUGUCUUCAUGGAAGUGGCUUUUUUCAUAGUUUGUUGGUAAUUUAUAUCUGACUGACCCCAAUUCAUGAAAAAGUGGGAAAUAUCCUCCUCCUGUGUACAUCAAUGCAUCAAAAAUGUCUACUGCCAUAAUUUGCUAACCAUGUGUUUGGUUGAAAGGGUACCACUCUUUUUACAUUAAAGCAAACAGACGUUUCUCCUAAA